UUCUGAGUCGGGUUGCGUGUACUCUGGUCAUCCUUGGGUCAGUAGCUGCAGCGGCGUUGGCAGGCCCCAGACCCCCGUGAGGGGUAACGGUCCCUGGGCCCCCGUGAGGGGUGACAGACCCCGGAUGCCCGGAAGAAAUGUCUUCUAUAAAAGGAAGUUCAAAACGGGAAAUAAUUUCGGAGCUUCACAGUUCAGCAGCAGAAGGAGACAUUGCCAAAUUAUCAGUAAUACUCAAUCACUCUCCAUCUCUUCUGAAUGAAACUUCUGAAAAUGGUUGGACUGCGUUAAUGUAUGCAGCAAGGAAUGGGCAUCCAGAUAUUGUCCAAUAUCUGCUUGAGAAAGGGUGUGACAGAUCAAUUAUCAAUACAUCAAGACAAACCGCACUGGAUAUUGCUGUAUUUUGGGGUUAUAAGCAUGUAGCUAAUUUAUUAGCUAAUGCUAAAGGGGGGAAGAAGCCUUGGUUCCUAACCAGUGACGUGGAAGAAUGUGAAAAUUAUUUCAGUAGAACACUACUGGACCGAAAAAGUGAAAAGAGAACUAAUUCUGACUGGCUACAAGCUAAAGGAAGCCACCCAGCCACAGUUUAUAUCCUUUUCUCAGAUUUAAAUCCCUUGGUGACUCUAGGUGGCAGUAAAGAAAGUUUCCAGCAGCCAGAAGUGCGGCUCUGUCAGCUGAGCUACACGGACAUAAAGGAUUACUUGGCUCAACCUGAGAAGAUCAUCUUGAUUUUCCUUGGAGUGGAGCUUGAGAUGAGGAAAGAUGUACAUAACUGUGCUGCCGGAGCCCCCGCCGAAGAGGAAGACAGGAUGGUGGCCUGGUUUGCUCUGGGUAUUGACCCUGUUGCUGCUGAAGAAUUUAAGCAAACACAUGAAAACUGUUACUUUCUUCAUCCCCCUAUGCCAGCUCUUCUGCAGUUGAAAGAAAAAGAAGCUGGAGUCGUAGCUCAAGCACGGUCUGUUCUUGCCUGGCAUAGUCGAUACAAGUUCUGUCCAACCUGUGGAAGCAGGACAAAAGUUGAAGAAGGUGGUUACAAGAGAGUCUGUUUAAAAGAAGACUGUCCUAGUCUCCAAGGCGUUCACAACACAUCUUAUCCAAGAGUUGACCCAGUAGUAAUAAUGCAGGUUAUUCAUCCUGAUGGGACGAAAUGUCUUCUAGGCAGGCAGAAGAGAUUUCCCCCAGGCAUGUUUACUUGUCUUGCUGGAUUUAUUGAGCCUGGGGAGACAAUAGAGGAUGCUGUUCGCAGAGAAGUGGAAGAGGAAAGUGGAGUCAAAGUUGGCCAUGUUCAGUAUGUCUCUUGUCAACCAUGGCCAAUGCCCUCCUCCUUAAUGAUUGGUUGUUUAGCUGUGGCAGUGUCUACAGAAAUUAAAGUUGACAAGAAUGAAAUAGAGGAUGCCCGCUGGUUCACUAGAGAACAGGUUGUUGAUGUUCUCACCAAAGGGAAGCAGCAGGCAUUCUUUGUGCCACCGAGCCGAGCUAUCGCACAUCAGUUAAUCAAACAUUGGAUCGGAAUGAACCCAAAUCUCUGAAUCACAAACCUUUGUUUGAGUUGUCGGUGACCUUUAAUACAACAUAUUUUUUAAGUGAGAUUAGAAAUGUUCCAUGCUCUUUAAAAUGUUAGGACAUAAAAUAUGUUGGGCUUCCAACAUAUUUUCAAACUACUUUCUACCAUUAAUCACAGUAAUUUUGUUUUUAUAAAUUAGAAUAUUGUCUCAGAUUUUCCAAAAUUUGGGGUUGGCUCAUGAAAUUUUUGUUGCUAUAUUUCUCAUAAGAGAUAUCCCUUGUAUUGAUGUAUAGUCUAGGAAGGCGAAUAAACCUAAAUCCUACUGCCUCUUAUAAUUGUUAAGACUACUUAGAAAAGCCACUUAUUUGAAAAAUGAACCAAAAUUAAUGAGCUUUGAAGUUAUAUUUUUAGUCAUCAUUGCUAUAAAAGUCUUUUAUUUAAUCAUUAUAUAAUGUUUAGGCAUCACCUCAUUGCAUUCCCACUUACCUUUUCUCCUAGUUCUCUUAUUCUAGGAGUGAUGCUAAUAGUGUUCCUACAAGUCUAAUCUGAUGAAUAGUAAAAAUUUGUUUUAACAAUUGGCACUUCCAAUUACCUCAGAAUACCCCACUCACAGAUGGAGAGCUAAAGUAAGAGCAAAAGCAUACCACUGUGCCAGGGUCUUGUCCUUAAAUCUAAAACCAAUAGUACAUCUAUUUAUAUGUUACAUGUACAAAUAAUGUUAUUAAGAAAAGAAAGUUUCUCUCCUUUUUUGCUGAAUUUAAACAUUUCUGAAAGGAAUUUCCAAAGGCCAGUUAUUAAAUCUCAUGUAUAUAUAUAUGUAUGUAAUAUAAGGAUACACACACACACACACACACACACACACACACACACACAUAUGAGUAAUAUAUCUAUUCUGGCAAACAAAUUACAUAAUAGCUACCAUCAAUAUUUAUCAUGCUGACACAUGACAUUGUAGUUUUGACAUGUUUCAGCACAUUCUAAGAAGACUUGUUGAGUAUAUUUUUAAACUGACAUGAUGCUGGCCAUGGUAUUGAACGUGUUUAAUCCCAGCACUCAGGAGGCAGAAAUAUGAGGAUCGCCCACAGCUCAAGCCACACUGAGACUACAUAGUGAAUUCCAGGUCAGCUUGGGCUAGUGUGAAACCUUAUCUCAAAAAUAAACAAACAAAAAAUAGAACGAACAUGAAAGUAAAUUAUAGUAGCUCACAAUUUUGCAACAUACACACAUUUAUUUUGCAUGGCUGAUUUGAAGUUGUUUUACAAGAUAAUUUAUAAACAUACAAAUUUAUAUAUUUUGCUUAUUUACUCUUCUAACUGGAAGAGACCUUAGACAAUAUAUGUAAUUUAGUGCCAGUACUCUUAUAGAAAAUUAAAGGGAAUUCAUGAAAGAUAAGUUUAAAUAAUUUACAAAGGUAGUUAACUGUAUCAAUCUGUAUCAUGUAACUCUAGGCUAUAAUUUGUUGAUAAUAGGAAAUAGAUGCUAUUACCAAAAAUUUAUCUACAAUAAUUUAAAAGAGGGAUGACAGGUAGA
This is a messenger RNA of Jaculus jaculus (lesser Egyptian jerboa), 3031 nucleotides long. It is a transcript of the gene Nudt12, whose product is annotated as nudix hydrolase 12. Gene Ontology annotation, cellular component: cytosol. The record is from RefSeq and is a predicted model, not a curated record. The transcript is spliced from 7 exons. NCBI's taxonomy places the organism in Eukaryota, Metazoa, Chordata, Mammalia, Rodentia, Dipodidae. Gene Ontology annotation, biological process: NAD+ catabolic process; NADP+ catabolic process. Bases 138 to 1526 code for a protein of 462 amino acids. Gene Ontology annotation, molecular function: metal ion binding; protein binding; NADH pyrophosphatase activity.